AUGAAUACACGACCCAUCAUUGACGAGUCCCCUGCAUCCAUUGCUUUGUCUGCGGCCUUCAACAAUGAUGCAAGUUGUUUUGCUGUUGGCCUUGAGACAGGCUUCUGUGUGUUCAACUCCGAUCCAUGCGAGUUGAAAGCCUCCAGAGACCUUAAUGCCGGCAUUGGCACUGCGGAAAUGCUGGGGCGGUACAACUAUCUGGCACUCGUAGGAGGCGGAAAGAAUCCCAGGUGGCCACAAACAAAAGUCAUGAUAUGGGACGACGCGAAACAGAAGGUUGCGGUCACUCUUGAAUUGAAGACUGCAGUCCUCCGUGUCCGACUGACAAAAUCAUGGAUUGCGAUUGCGAUCCAAAAUAGCAUACACCUGUACAAAUUCUCCUCGCCUCCUGAACGAACAGCGAUCUUUGAAACUGCGGACAAUCCUUUGGGACUGUGCUGCCUAGGUGCGAGUGUGGUGGCAUUUCCAGGUCGCUCGCCGGGUAAAGUACAGUUGGUUGAGCUCGCAUCAGGCAAUGUUAGUAUCAUCCCGGCGCAUACCUCGGCUUUACGAGCCAUGGACUUGAGUGCAGAUGGACAGCUCCUCGCCACGGCCAGUGAGCAGGGCACCUUGAUCCGAGUGUUUUCGACAUCAAACUGUACCAAGAUUGCCGAAUUACGAAGGGGCGUAGACCCUGCCUACAUCUUCAGCAUUGCUAUUUCUCCGAAUUCAAGCAUGCUUGCGGUAACCUCUGACAAGUCGACUCUCCAUGUCUUUGAUCUCCCCAUAUCCUCAAUCCCACAGCCCGCAAGCCCGAGAAGCCCGCGCCGAUCACAAUCACCCCAUGUUCCAGGUGAUGAGGAAGGCUCAACGAACCAGAAAUGGGGUUUCUUGUCCAAGAUCCCGCUACUCCCACGUGUCUUUUCCGACAUCUACUCCUUUGCGUCUGCACAUUUCGAAAUGGGCGAUGAGAACGUAGGGAUUAACGGGUCAACCUUAUCUUACCUCCCUGCUCUGGGAUCGUUACCACAUCGGCCACAGAAAGGAAUUCUGGGAUGGAUUGACAAUGCGACUAUGAUCUGUAUCGGCACGGGCCGAGAUGCUCGAUGGGAACGUUUUAGAGUGGGUGAACGCCCUGGGAUCGCAGAUGAAGGUCAGAGAUCAGUCUGGAGAGACGGCUGGAGAAAGUAUCUCGGAAGCUGA
Molecule: messenger RNA, 1182 nt
Organism: Exophiala oligosperma
Lineage: Eukaryota; Fungi; Ascomycota; Eurotiomycetes; Chaetothyriales; Herpotrichiellaceae
Exons: 4
Coding region: 1-1182 (393 amino acids)
Biological process (GO): protein localization to phagophore assembly site; nucleophagy; protein lipidation
Cellular component (GO): extrinsic component of membrane; phagophore assembly site membrane; cytosol
Molecular function (GO): protein binding; phosphatidylinositol-3-phosphate binding; phosphatidylinositol-3,5-bisphosphate binding
Source: RefSeq, a predicted model, not a curated record